Brassicogethes aeneus is the source of this 485-nucleotide messenger RNA. The record is from the annotation of a GenBank genome assembly. NCBI's taxonomy places the organism in Eukaryota, Metazoa, Arthropoda, Insecta, Coleoptera, Nitidulidae.
GCAAAUUAAUUGCAAACAGCAACAUGAUAAAAUUCGUAGUUCUUACAAUUUUGUCGUUAUUCAUAAUACAUUGCCAGGGUAGCGUCAAAGAUGAAAUAGUACAAAAACUCCGUAAAGCCUGUAUGGCAGAAACAGGGAUAGAUCUUGAUACAAUAUUAAAACAGAGGGAUAGUCCAGAACUAAAAUGUUACGAUAAAUGCAUCUUGGUGAAUGCCCGCCUAUUAAAUCCCGAUACUGGAAAAUUUGAUAUGAAACCAUUUAUUGAUUCGUUUCCAGCAGAAGUAACUGAAUCCUGGGUUAAAAUUUUUACGGACUGUAAAGUAACUGACUUUACCAGUAGUGAUUAUUGCGAGGAAGCAUUUAAAUAUCAGAUGGAUUGUUUUUCUAAACAACCUGGUUUUUAUGUUGUCUAAAAAACAAUUGUAUAGAACUUAUAUACAAUAAACAUACAAAAUAGUUUAAUAUAAUAAAUAUUAUAAAGCAAU